Messenger RNA from Elaeis guineensis (African oil palm), 2161 nucleotides. The record is from RefSeq and is a predicted model, not a curated record. NCBI's taxonomy places the organism in Eukaryota, Viridiplantae, Streptophyta, Magnoliopsida, Arecales, Arecaceae.
GUCCGACGUCUUCAUCCCAAAGCCCUCGAAGCGUCCCAGGGGAGCGCUACAUUGUCCUCCGGUCCGGAUUUCGGCACAAAUCGUCCCAGGAUCCGACGGGAGCGGUGGAGAGCUCGACCGUCCGUUACGACGCGAUUGGCUCCGUUCGAUUCCUUUCGGACACCCCGCGCCUUUCUAAAUUUAGAUCGAUUUCAUCUCGCACCGAGGGUUCCGCAGGAGUCAUCUCCUUUCUUCCCCCCCUUCGUCGGAGGAACCUUGUUUUUUUUUUUCUUUUUUCGGUGGGUUUAUAGGUUUUCCGGCCGGAUUCCGGUCGAGUUCUGGUUGGAGACGAAGAGAAUCGGCGGAAAUCUUAGGUGGGAUCUUAGGGGAGGCAGAUGGGUGGAAGAUGGAGAAGAGUGGGAACGUCGGUUGUAAGUGCUUUCGGCUUCUUCUUGGCAUCAGCGGUGGUAUCGGCAGAGCGGGGCUUCAAGAUUGGUGGUUUAUUGGACGAUGUUAGUGCCGAUGGGGAGACGUUUGUGUUCAGUGAUCUUCUAAAGGUGGUGGGUUUCUUGUGGCAGGCCGACGGAUCUCAUUACCACCACGUUUGGCCGCCAAUGGAAUUUGGAUGGAGACUUGUGAUAGGCUCGUUGAUUGGGUUCUUCGGAGCGGCUUUCGGGAGCGUUGGAGGCGUUGGUGGGGGUGGAAUUUUUGUUCCCAUGCUUACACUUAUUGUUGGGUUUGAUCCGAAGUCAUCAACAGCAUUGUCAAAAUGUAUGAUCAUGGGUGCUGCGGGGUCAACUGUCUACUACAAUCUUAAGUUGAGGCAUCCAACUUUGGAUACACCAAUCAUCGAUUAUGACUUGGCUUUGCUUAUUCAACCAAUGCUUAUGCUUGGGAUCAGUAUAGGUGUCAUUUUUAAUGUCGUAUUUCCUGACUGGAUGGUUACAAUUCUCCUAAUUGUCUUAUUCUUAGGGACAUCAACUAAGGCAUUUUUGAAGGGGCUUGAAUCAUGGAACAAAGAGACAGUGAUGAAGAAGGAGGCUGCUAAACGCUCUCAGCCCAGCAGUAAGAAUGGGAGGAGUGGUGGAAAUCAAGAAGUAGAAUAUAAACCUCUUGCUACUGGUCCAAGCAAUGCUGGAGAGGUUACUGUGACCGCAGAACCAGAGGUACCAGUUCUUCAGAAUGUUUGCUGGAAGGAGCUUGGGCUUCUUGUCUUUGUAUGGAUAGCAUUCCUCAUAUUACAGAUCACCAAGAACUAUACAGCAAUCUGUUCGAUAUGGUUUUGGGUUUUGAACUUGCUGCAGAUCCCUGUCUCCAUGGCAGUGACUUUAUAUGAAGCAAUUAGUUUAUACAAUGGAAAAAGAGUGAUUGCAUCCAAGGGGCAUGAAGGAACAAACUGGAAAGUCCAUCAGUUAUUUAUAUACUGUUCAUUAGCUGUCAUUGCUGGUAUAGUUGGUGGACUGCUUGGACUAGGAGGAGGCUUUAUUUUAGGUCCACUGUUUUUGGAGCUUGGCAUCCCUCCACAGGUCUCAAGUGCAACAGCAACAUUUGCUAUGACAUUCUCGUCAUCCAUGUCCGUUGUAGAAUACUACCUCCUAGAUCGUUUUCCUGUUCCAUAUGCUCUCUACUUUAUCACUGUGGCAGCAGUGGCUGCCUUUGUUGGCCAACACGUGGUGAGAAGACUAAUCAUUCUGAUGGGGAGGGCGUCACUUAUCAUCUUCAUAUUGGCUUUCACAAUCUUCGUUAGUGCAAUCUCAUUAGGUGGAGUUGGAAUUUCAAACAUGAUCAGAAAAAUCAAGGAUCAUGAGUACAUGGGAUUUGAGAACCUCUGCAGAUACCAAACUUAGGAACAAGAAGGGAAAGGUUUAUGUUGAGAUCGAUUGAGUUUGUUUCAUUAUUUCCAAGCUCUGAAUUAUUUUCUUCAGGACGGGCCCCAAGAUGUGGUCCAUUUAGUUUCCGUACUAACUACCGUCAAGAUUUUCUUUUUUCUUUUUUUUGGCUUUUCCAUAGGAAAACAAAAAUUCUUGUUAUAUUUAUUCUAGGAUUUCAUAUUCUGUCUUUCCACUGCUCGGAUUAAUCUGCCUGUCAUCAUAAUUUCCAUCUUAAUCAAUAUUUAUGUUGUGCCUUCUUAACCAAUUUGCUGACUUAUAAAACUGGGAAUCGACUUUGUUAUUUAGGGCUG